AUGUCGAAAAUGGGAUGUCCACAGUCUGAUACAGAUCCGAACACUGUGACUGUUUUGCGCAAGAAUGGGCCCGUUAACAAAACUCUCAAAUCGAACGCGGCUUUGAAUCAAGCUCUUCGCACAGGCGUGGCCGUCGAAUCUCAAAGGAAGGUAAUGGCUGGCGUGAACCGCCAACAUACCAGUAACAAAAAUACUCUGAGACUCGAUGAGGAGACAGAUGAGUUGCAUCACGAACGUGUGAGCUUGUCACUCGGGAAAGCGAUGCAGCAAGCUCGUCAAGCUAAGGAAUGGACACAAAAAGAUCUUUCUAUUGCUAUAAAUGAGAAACCUCAAGUUGUUGCCGAAUACGAGAAUGGAAAGGCCGUCCCGAAUCAACAAAUCCUCCAGAAAAUGGAACGCGCUCUAGGGGUUAAGCUGCGCGGCAAGGAUAUUGGCAAACCGUUGGGAAGUGGGAAACCGAAGAAGUAG
Messenger RNA from Angiostrongylus costaricensis, 468 nucleotides. Lineage: Eukaryota; Metazoa; Nematoda; Chromadorea; Rhabditida; Metastrongylidae. The record is from the annotation of a GenBank genome assembly.